Molecule: messenger RNA, 1445 nt
Organism: Lates calcarifer (barramundi perch)
Lineage: Eukaryota; Metazoa; Chordata; Actinopteri; Centropomidae
Gene: ppt1
Product: palmitoyl-protein thioesterase 1 (ceroid-lipofuscinosis, neuronal 1, infantile)
Exons: 10
Coding region: 167-1078 (303 amino acids)
Biological process (GO): receptor-mediated endocytosis; protein depalmitoylation
Cellular component (GO): lysosome
Molecular function (GO): palmitoyl-(protein) hydrolase activity
Source: RefSeq, a predicted model, not a curated record
CAUUGAUGUUGGAGCAAAACUGGGCGGAAAACUACCCAAUCUGGCAACAUAGUCCCGCGUUUGUUUUUGACCCCGCUCACUUGAAUCUGAUUGGCUAUUCGGUCUAAACAUCGUCACGUGACAACUAACAACCGACAAACAGAGGCAGGAAGUGAGCGGGUCCAGAAUGGCAGCAGCCCUCCUGUGCUUCCUCCUGGCUGGUCCAGUGCUGCUGGUUUCUGGUAGCCCAGUUUAUGACUCCAACAAUGGGACUGUACCACUGGUGCUGUGGCAUGGGAUGGGUGACAACUGUUGUAACCCUCUCAGCAUGGGAGCGAUAAAGAAGAUGAUCGAGGAGGAGAUCCCUGGCAUUUACGUGCUCUCGCUGAUGAUUGGGAAAAACGUCAUUCAGGACACAGAAAAUGGGUUUUUCAUGGAUGUGAAUGAGCAGGUGUCUGAGGUGUGCGGUCAGCUGGCUCAGGACCCCAAGUUGAAGGGAGGAUACAACGCUAUGGGCUUCUCCCAGGGGGCGCAAUUUCUGAGGGCUGUGGCUCAGCGCUGUCCCUCUCCACCAAUGAAAACCCUGAUCUCCGUCGGCGGUCAGCACCAAGGCGUGUACGGGCUGCCCAGGUGUCCCGGAGAGAGCUCUGACAUCUGUGACAUGAUACGCAAAGCUCUGAACAGCGGAGCAUACUCUGACCUGAUUCAGAAACACCUGGUGCAGGCGCAGUACUGGCACGACCCGUUAAACGACGACCUGUACAAGAAGCACAGCCUGUUCUUGGCCGACAUCAAUCAGGAGAGGGGUGUAAAUGAGACUUACAAGAAGAAUCUUCAGCUGCUGGAGAAGUUCGUCAUGGUCAAGUUCCUGCAGGACACUGUGGUGGAUCCUGUCGACAGUGAGUGGUUCGGCUUCCUGAAAACCGGCCAGGCCAAAGAGACAGAGACUCUCCAGGAGAGCGUUCUCUACAAAGAGGAUCGCCUGGGUCUGGCAGCUAUGGACAAAGCCGGAAAGCUGUUUUUUCUGGCGACAGAGGGAGACCACCUCCAGUUCACCAAGAAGUGGUUCGACGCGAACCUGCUGCCUUAUUUACGCUAAAAAAAACACCUUCAAUGUGGCGUUAGGUCAACUAGGAGUGAAACAUAGUGACAGGCUGCUGUAACUGAAAUUAAUUGUUUCAAGAGCAAUAUAAAUCGCAUGAAGCUUGGUAACCGGAGCAUGAACGCAGAGAGGAUGUAAUUCAUUCAUUUUGCACUGAUCACUUGGAGCAUGUUGAUGCCGUUUCUGACACCAUGCUAAUUUUAGCCGCUAGUUUGUGUUAAGUACUAUAACUACAGUCUCAAAUGUUCUUUACCACUGUGAGUUCUCCUCAAGUUUUCUUUCCUAAUGUACAUAAUUUAACAGAGAUACUGAUUCUGUACUUGUUACAUGUUUAAUCCAAUAAAGAGAGACCAAGAUAUGUUCA